Molecule: messenger RNA, 846 nt
Organism: Helianthus annuus (common sunflower)
Lineage: Eukaryota; Viridiplantae; Streptophyta; Magnoliopsida; Asterales; Asteraceae
Product: ferredoxin-thioredoxin reductase, variable chain
Exons: 1
Coding region: 184-684 (166 amino acids)
Biological process (GO): photosynthesis
Source: RefSeq, a predicted model, not a curated record
AAAUGAGGCGACAAAUAGCAACCAACGUGUCAAUCAGAAAAUAUCCCAAACUUUCCCCUUUAUUUCAUCAUAUCAUAUCCAUAUAAUUUCUUCAGAUCUCACUUUCACCUUUCACUCACAUCCUCCUGCCCUAAUCCUACUGUCACCAUCUUAAUCCACCACCACCCAAUCGGAAACUCAACCAUGACAUUUCCGGCGACAAUCGCCGCCGCUACGCCGCUCAACCUCUCCUCCGUCAACACUCGCGUAACUCCUACGCUACCAUGCGCCUGUUCUUGCGAUUCAUCGUCCCUUUUCACCGUCAAAAACCUCAUCAAGCGGAGAUCUGAUCGGAGAUUGAAUCGGAUUUCUCCGGUCAAAUCAGCGGCAUCGGAUUCAACGGCGAUUGCUGACAAUCCAAUUGUUGCAUCUACAUCUGAAGAGGAUGAAAUUCAGGCGAAAGUUGGAGCUAGGGUUAGGGUUACGGUGCCGUUGAAGGUUUAUCAUGUGCCGAAAGUACCGGAAGUUGAUUUGAACGGGAUGGAAGGUAAACUGAAGGAAUACGUCGCCGUUUGGAAAGGUAAACAUAUUUCUGCUAAUUUUCCCUAUAAGAUUGAGUUUUUUGAGAAGCUUGAAGGCCGCGGUGAUGCUCCGGUGAAGUUCUUCGCGCAUCUUAAGGAAGAUGAGUUUGAAUUUCUUGACUGAUUUAUGAUUUUUGAUUGAAUAUCUAUUUGAUAUUUGAUUAUAUAUGUUCAUACAGUAUCCAAUAUACUAAUAUUAUUAGUAUAAUAACUGGUUAUCUUAUAGUUGUAUAAUGUUUUUGCUUCUGGUGAUAUUAUGAUUGUAUAUACUUGCAGAUUUUCUCCA